AUGCUGCUGUUGCUUCUUAUCUUCUCUGCUCAGGAUUUCCAGGUCGGGGGGGAUUCCCCACUGUUCUCCUGGAAUGAAACCCAAGCCAGCGGAUUGUCAGAGGGGCUUCUGGACUUGUUUGUUGGCAUCUCUCAGCUCAUUCACAAGAGUCGAAAUGAAGCUCCCACCAUUGUCUCCCGCAAGGAGUGGGGAGCAAGGUCACUGACCUGCAGGGCCCAGCUGACCCCACCUGUGGCCUAUGUCAUCACAAACCAGCUCACAGGGAUGGAGUGCCAGGAGCAGGAUGUUUGCAGCCAGAGGCUUCGGGGCCUUCAGUCCCAUUCUGUCUACACCAGAGGCUGGUGCGAUGUGGCCUACAACUUCCUGGUUGGAGACGACGGCAGGGUGUAUGAAGGUGUCGGCUGGGACAUCCAAGGCGUGCACACCCAGGGCUACAACAACAUCUCCCUGGGAAUCGCCUUCUUUGGCAAUAAGAUUGGAAGCAGUCUCAGCCCUGCUGCCUUAUCAGCUGCAGAGAACCUGAUCUCCUAUGCCAUCCAGAAGGGUCGUCUGUCACCCAGGUAUAUUCAGCCACUCAUCUUGGAUGAAGAGGUCUGUCUGGCCCCUCAAAAGCCAGUGAUGCCUAGGAAAGGUUGCCCCAACAUCAUCUUGCGGUCAGUAUGGGAAGCCAGAGAGACACACUGCCCUAAAAUGACCCUCCCAGCCAAAUAUGUCAUUAUCAUCCACACCGCUGAUACAACCUGCAAUGUAUCCAUGGACUGCCAUAUUCGUGUCCGAGAUAUACAGUCCUUCCACAUGGACACCCAGCACUUCUGUGACAUUGGAUAUCACUUCCUGGUGGGGCAGGAUGGUGGUGUGUAUGAAGGAGUUGGCUGGCAUAUCCAAGGCUCUCACACCUAUGGAUACAAUGAUAUUGCCCUAGGAAUUGCCUUCAUAGGCAACUUUGUAGAAAAGCCACCCAAUGCCGCAGCCCUGGAGGCAGCCCAGAACCUGAUCCAGUGUGCAGUGGACAAGGGGUAUUUAACUCCCAACUACCUGCUGGUGGGGCACAGUGAUAUUGUCAAUACACUGUCUCCUGGGCAAGCUUUGUACAACAUCAUAAAGACUUGGCCUCAUUUCAAACACUGAAGGAGCCCCUGCUCCUUCUCAGACUGCUUCUCCCACCUGGCUGCUGGGCCUCCCCUGUCCUCACCCCCCAUCCUGACUCAACACCUGGUGUCCCCUCCAAGUCAGCCCCAUCCUGUCCCUCCUUUCUCAGGUUAGGAUGCUCCUCUCCUGCUAGCACCACCCCCCAGCAGCCCCAAACCCCGGAGCCGGGCAUAGCCAGCCCUCUGAGUGAGCCCCACUGUCCUCACCCCUCACCUUCCCCUCCCCUGGGCUCCCAGCUGCUAAGCCAGGUGGGAAGAUGGGCUGAUCCUGGUUUGGCUUCUCUUCCCUUUCCGGCUGCCCCUCUGCCCCAUGUACCUUCCCCUGCCAGCUUCCCAGCAGCCCCCAAGCCGCACACAGGACCCAGGUCAAGGCCCAAAACCCCUCUCUGCUCACACACCCACUUGUGCGCAUGUGAACGCAGCCCUUAUUUCAGGGCUCAUUGCUUACAGGUGUGCUUGUUCUCUCCACUGGAUUGUGAGGGUUCCCGGGUUCAUGUGCCCCCAUGUCCUUGAUCCCUCAGCAGCGUCUGGAGUCUUGUAUGUGCUACAGAUGUUUGUUGGAGAGGUGGAGGAAUAAACAAAUGUGUGAGUAGA
Molecule: messenger RNA, 1742 nt
Organism: Hyaena hyaena (striped hyena)
Lineage: Eukaryota; Metazoa; Chordata; Mammalia; Carnivora; Hyaenidae
Gene: PGLYRP3
Product: peptidoglycan recognition protein 3
Exons: 8
Coding region: 1-1128 (375 amino acids)
Biological process (GO): peptidoglycan catabolic process
Molecular function (GO): zinc ion binding; N-acetylmuramoyl-L-alanine amidase activity
Source: RefSeq, a predicted model, not a curated record